AUGGCUUCCAGGCACCCCUUAUUCCCGCUGCUGGCCCUGGUCUUUGAAAAAUGUGAGUUGGCAACCUGCUCUCCCAGGGACACUUCUGGCUCUUAUCCGGGAGGAGAUGUCUGCUCGUCGGAUUCUUUCAAUGAAGACAUUGCUGUCUUUGCCAAACAGGUUAGGACAGAAAAACCUUUAUUUUCUUCCAAUCCUGAGCUGGAUAACUUGAUGAUUCAAGCUAUUCAAGUUCUGAGAUUCCACCUUCUGGAAUUAGAAAAGGUGCAUGACCUCUGUGACAAUUUCUGCCACCGCUACAUCACCUGCCUGAAGGGGAAAAUGCCGAUAGACUUGGUUAUCGAUGACAGAGAUGGGGGCUCCAAAUCCGACCUUGAAGAUUUUGGCGGAUCUUGCGCCAGCCUCUCUGAUCAGAACAACUCCUGGAUCCGGGACCAUGAUGAGACGGGAUCCACACACUCUGGAACGCCAGGGCCUUCCAGUGGUGGGAUUGCAUCCCAAAGUGGCGAUAACUCUAGUGAACAAGGGGACUGUCUAGAUAACAGUGUGGCCUCCCCCAGCACGGGAGAUGACGAUGACUUAGACCGAGACAAAAAGCGGAACAAGAAACGAGGGAUCUUCCCCAAAGUCGCCACAAACAUUAUGCGUGCGUGGCUAUUCCAACACUUGUCGCACCCGUAUCCCUCCGAGGAACAGAAGAAACAAUUAGCUCAGGAUACAGGACUGACGAUCUUACAAGUGAAUAACUGGUUUAUUAAUGCCAGGCGGCGCAUAGUUCAACCUAUGAUCGACCAAUCAAAUCGCACAGGUCAGGGGGCACCAUACAGCCCUGAUGGGCAGCCAAUGGGAGGCUACGUCAUGGAUGGGCAACAGCACAUGACGAUCCGCCCCCCAGGUCCAAUGGGGAUGGCGAUGGGGAUGGAAGGGCAGUGGCACUAUAUGUAAAGCCCUGAAUGUGCUGGACAACACGAGAUGGGGAAGUUUCCAGACUAGGCUAAGCGUGCUGGCCAAGACAAACCGUACCAGGUUUCACGGGCAGGAGACUCCCGGCGCAUCAGGGCCUGCCUGUGCCCGUGUCCCGACUUCCCAAAACGUGCCACAGACUGUUCUCCCUCUCCCUUCCAGCCACACUGAACGGCCACCAUCCGCACUGCCACGCCCGACCAGAGGAAGCGAAACCCACUCACUCCACCCCCACCCCUGGGAAAGGACCAAGCACGGGCGCCAUGCCUUCCGAUUCUUCUUUGCGUCCCUUCUCUCUCUCACUCCUUUUUGCCAAAAAGAAAAAAAAAGGACCAUCCCGACAACACGUAGCCAAAAUGUCAAUUCAAAAUCUCCAUUGAGUCGCAUCACGUCUGCCAAGAUUUAAGGCCCAGUCAAUGGAUCACAAUAAGCAAGCCGGACUUUGAUGGAAACGGAUCCCCCCUCCAGCAUUUAAAAAAGAGGGAGGGGCAGCGAGCAGCACCAUUCAUCUUUAAGCAAAGAUGUGGAGAGAAGGGGUAUUAACUUUUGGGGGGUUGGGGGGUUCUGUCCUGUCAUUUUCUUCCCCACACGCAGACCGCACGCAUGCCUGUCUGCUCCCCGCCACUUUUAAGGGAGGCCAAAGUUAGCUUCAGACGCAGUUGUCUCUUCACAGACUUCUUUUCCAAACGAGAGAAUGUUCCAAGCAGGGUUGUGGGGGCUUUGCUGUUGUUGUUUUUUUAACCCUCUUCCCCUCCCUCCCUCCCUUCUGGAUGUUUUAAUUAUUAAUUAAUUAUUGAUGUCAAUGCUCAGAACGGGGGAAGUAAAUUAAAAUGUACAUUUUGUUUUCAUUUUUUUCGGGGUUCUUGUUUUUAUGUGCUUUUUUGUUUUUUAAACGGAGAAAUAAUUCAAGAAAAAGGGGGGGAAACCCCAAAAUGAACUAA
Messenger RNA from Rhineura floridana, 1901 nucleotides. RefSeq names its product Meis homeobox 3 (gene MEIS3). The transcript is spliced from 12 exons. The record is from RefSeq and is a predicted model, not a curated record. The coding region runs from base 1 to 942 and encodes 313 amino acids. Gene Ontology annotation, molecular function: DNA-binding transcription activator activity, RNA polymerase II-specific; RNA polymerase II cis-regulatory region sequence-specific DNA binding. NCBI's taxonomy places the organism in Eukaryota, Metazoa, Chordata, Lepidosauria, Squamata, Rhineuridae. Gene Ontology annotation, biological process: positive regulation of cell population proliferation; embryonic pattern specification; eye development.